Molecule: messenger RNA, 1341 nt
Organism: Naegleria lovaniensis
Lineage: Eukaryota; Heterolobosea; Eutetramitea; Acrasida; Naegleriidae
Exons: 2
Coding region: 1-1341 (446 amino acids)
Molecular function (GO): protein binding
Source: RefSeq, a predicted model, not a curated record
AUGGCCUCCGAUGAAGAAGAAACAAUAGGAUCCUUGGUGAAGGAACAACAGGAACAUCAACCUUCACCUCGUUUGCAAUUGAAAAAGAAAACUGCACAAGUGGAAGCAGAAGCAGAAGUAACUUUCACAAAAACUCGAGUUGGACGAAGCAGGAGAUCUGUUGCUGGUUCUUCCUCUUCUUCCGAAACUACGACCACUGUUACUGUAAAGAAAACAUUGGAAAAGAAAUCGGAAAAGGAAGAAGAAGACGAAGAUGAUGAGCAAGUUGAAGACGAGGAAGACGAAGAUGAAGAAUUAGAAUUGGAAUCUGAAGAGGACGAAGAUGAUGAUGAUUACGAGUCCGAAGAAGACGUCAAGAAGAAAAAGAAAAAGCCAUCAAAAUCAACUAAAAAAACAAAGAAAGAAUCAACAAAGAAGACCAAAUCUGAAAGCAAUGGCAAGAAAAAGAAGACUAAACAAGCUGAUUUACCAUCAGCUGAUGUAUGUCCAUAUCCACCUGAUCAAACAACUAAACUUUCUAAAAAGGAUAUGAAAUCUUUAUUCAAAGCUGCAGGUGUGCAACAAAAUUUGGAUAAGGUCAAACAAUUUUUCGAAUCAUUUGACAAGGAUAAGGUUUUAGGAGCCAAAGAUUUGGACGGAUGGUCUGCUAUUUUACAAGCUUGCCGAUUUGGGAAUCAAGAUAUUGUGCAAUUUUUGAUUGGAAAAGGUGCAGAUGUCACCACUCAUGCUUCGGACAAACGUACUACUUUGCAUGUGGCAGCUCUUUGGGGAUAUUCUGAAAUUGUUGACACAUUAACUAAGCAUAACAAAUCAGCAGAAUAUUUAAUGGCAAAAGAUGCAUGGGGAUUGAGUGCUCAUAUUCUUGCUGAACGUCAAGGUCACAAAGAAAUUGCCAAGACGAUUCGCGCCUUGGUUCCAGAGGAUUUAUUGAAGAAAGAAGAAGAAGAAUUCAAACAAAAGAAGAGCAGAAAAAAGAAAACUGAGGGUGAAACUGAAAAGAAGAAGAAAACCACCACGAAAAAGACCACAACCACCAAGAAAACCACCACUAAAAAGACAAGCAAGAAGAAAAUUCUUGAGGACGAUGACGACAGUGAAAGCGAAGAAGAAUCAAGCGCUGAAGAUGAAUCUGAAAGCGAAAGUGAAGAAGAAGUCGCCACAAAGAAGAGAAAGGCACCACCACGUGCAGCAAAGAAAACUGAAGAGGAAAAGAAGGCUCCUGCUCCGAAGAAGGUGAAAACUGAACCAGUUAAAACCGAACCAGUUAAGAAAGCUCAACCUCCACCAAAGAAGCCCCCUUCAAGAAAGAAUAAGGUCAUUGACGAUGAUGACGAUGAGUAA